Messenger RNA from Spodoptera exigua (beet armyworm), 3054 nucleotides. Lineage: Eukaryota; Metazoa; Arthropoda; Insecta; Lepidoptera; Noctuidae. The record is from the annotation of a GenBank genome assembly.
CUUAUUUAUCGGUUUUUUUUAUUAUUAAUCAAGAUUUUAUUGACCUAAUCGAUUUCGGUGUAACAUUUAAUCACAUUUGGCAUUGUUCAGGACAUUAUUGACAUCAGGAAUGUCCAACAUUCUUUUAGUUGUCUUGAGCCUCGGGCUUGUGGCUGUGGCUGUAGGUGACCAUCCGCUCUCAUGGUACAGGGAGUUUCAGGAAAUCGAAUUCGAGGACGUUCCAGCAACGAGAAACGAUGAACGCGCUUACAGGUUACCUACAACCGUAGUGCCUUUGGAUUACGAUAUUUACCUCGAUCUAUUCUUCGACGAAAGACCUGACAGACCCUUCAGCUAUGAUGGGUCUGUUGAUAUUGUCAUCCAGGCUAAAGUUGAAAACGUCAAACAAAUUGUGUUACAUGCAAAUGUGGAAAAAGUUGGUGAAGUAAAACUUAAGAACCUGGCCGGAGCCGAAGUAAUAUUGGACAGUGAAAAACCAACUGAAAGAGAAACAUUGUACCAUUUCUUGAAGAUCAAUGUGCAAGAUCCAUUAACUCCUAAUGUCAAUUAUACUUUGCACAUCGACUAUACUAAUAAAAUGAAUGAAGGCCCAAUGAAGAGAGGAAUUUGGAGAGGAUGGUACAUCGAUGAAAACAACGUCGAAAGAGUCUACGCUACGACGCACUUCCAGCCUUACAAUGCAAGACAAGCCUUCCCGUGCUGGGACGAGCCCCUCUUUAAAGCUGUAUUCAAGAUGCACAUUUCCAGACCAUCUGGUUACACUGGCAUUUUCUCCAAUACCGUCCCUACUGGAAAUUCUCUAUUACUCAACAAUCGCACAAGUACUGACUUUGCUGCCACUCCUGUGAUGUCAUCGUACCUCGUGACUUUCCUCGUCAGUGAAACAUUCAAAGUGAUAGCCCAAGACACGUCCUUCAAACCACCAAUCAGAAUCAUUGGUAGAUCCAACACUUAUGGUCUUGCUGACCACGUUUUGGAACUCGCCGUAAAAAUGACAGAAUUUUUCGACAAUUAUUUCGGCAUCCCAUACGCGAAGCUUCAUCCUAAUUUGUUGAAUGAUCACGUUUCAUCACCUGAUUGGGCUUCUGCCGGAACUGAGAACUGGGGUAUGGUUAGUUAUAGGGAACUGUACAUGAUCAUCAAUAAGAAUGAGACAAUAAUGUCGGUCGAGCAUUACGCUGCCACCCUCGUCUCCCAUGAGCUCGCCCACAAGUGGUUUGGCAAUCUGAUCACGUGCUACUGGUGGAGUAACACUUGGAUUAACGAGGGAUAUGCCAGUUAUUUCGGCUACAUCGCAACUAAUGCUAUGUUCCCUCAAUAUGAGUUCCCUGAUCACUUCAACAGCCGCUACCUUCAAACAUCACUGGCAUUCGACUCAAGCCCUAGCACAGUGCCCCUAAACCAUGAAGUAAACACUCCUCUUCAAGUCACAGGACAUUUUGGCACCAUCAGCUACUCCAAAGCUGCUUCCUUCCUCAGAAUGACAGCAAAUAUCAUGUCAUUGGAAACUUUCAAGAAAUCUUGCCAAUACUUCUUGAUGGCCAAUCUUUACAAACCUACUGAUCAAUUUGAUCUUUUGAAAGCAAUGAAUGAUGCUAUAGUUGAUGACAACAGCUUGGAAAACUAUCCUGGAUUCAAUUUUUCUGACUACUAUCGCAUUUGGGUAAACGAGCCUGGAUACCCUCUUCUGACUGUUAAAAUUAGUUACGAUACAGGAGAUAUGACGCUUGAACAGGAGCGAUUUUUCUUGAAUCCAGCUUUGGAGACAACUGACCAGGUGUAUCCCAUUCCAAUCACUUAUACAACACGCAGAAUAUCCAACUUUACUUACUUGAGACCAUCUCACAUGAUGACUACCCGAAGUACCGUCAUCUCGAAACCCACUGUCGGAGAAGAAUGGGUUAUUUUCAACAUUCAACAACAAGCUCACUACAGAGUUAAUUAUGAUCAAAGGAAUUGGGAAUUAAUUAGUGACGCUCUCCUUAAUCGUCCAGAUAGUAUUCAUUACUUAAAUCGAGCCCAGAUCGUGGAUGAUGUGUUCGCUUUAAUGAGGUCUGAAAGAAUUACCAUACAGUUUGCCCUACACAUCUUGAGGUUCUUGGCAAAGGAAACCAACAACCACGUUUGGGAGCCUGCCAUCAGUGGCUUCAACUGGAUGAGAGCCAGGAUCAGGCACAUACCUGAGAAGCAAGCCGAGUUUGAUGCCUACGUCCUAGCUCAAAUGGAGCAUGCAAUCACGACUUUAGGAUUUGAGCCAAAAGGGGGUGAGUCACCGACAGUCACCAUGGCAAGGCAGAGCAUACUUCACUUUGCUUGCUUGCUGGGCCAUGAGAAAUGCGUGCAGGAAUCUUGGGACCGAUUCUAUGAUUGGAGGGUCAAUCAGAAACCAGUCAACUCGCGUGUUCGUCGCAACGUGUAUGUAACGGGUAUAAGAGAAGGGGAUGUAGAAGACUUCAACUUCUUGCUAUCUAAAUUCAGAGAGUCAAACUAUGCUAACGAUCAGCUGGAAAUGUUAAGAGGAUUAGGAGCUGCGAAGGACCCUGAAUUGCUAACCAGUUAUUUAAAACUUACACUAACUAAGGAAGUGAGGUCCCACGACAAACUGAACACAUUCAACUAUGCUCUACUGGGUAAUCAAGAUAAUUACAAGACUGUCAUGCAGUUUGUUAAGGACAAUAUCGAAGAAAUAAGAAUUAAGUACAUUGAGGAUUCCCCAGCCCGACCAGUCCAUUCCGCAUUGUCCAACCUAGCUGGAUACAUGGAUGAACCUGCAUUAGUUGAUUACGAAGCGUGGUUAGAAUCACAGCAAAAUCUACCUCAGCUCGCAACAGCAAAGAACGCUAUCGCAUCGGCACGUACGAACAUGGCGUGGGGUACAGCUAAUGUCGACAAAAUCCUAGAAGCCACGAGAAGUAGUGCAACUAAAACUGUGACGUCACUGUUCAUGUUAAUCGCCAUGACAGUCCUCCUUCGCGUUAUUUAGAAAUAGUAGAAUAAAUAAGAAAUUGUUGUACAAAAAUAAUUAUUUUUUGUAAUAAAUCGUUUUUGUUGUUA